AUGGCACCCCUUCCAACACACGUAGCACGAGCUGUGCUUCAAUUUUCCUCGAGAGAUAUUGGAGACAAUACGAAUGAAGGUCAAGAUGUAUCGAUAUCCGAAGGAUUGGUUUUGCAAAAACUCGCAUUGACAUUUGCAACUGCUAGUGUUGCUUCUUCGAUUCUAGCUUUUUAUUGGUUUGUUAGAAUGAGACGUUCGUUCAGACACGAUCUCAUUAUGCUAUUAAUUCAAAGUGAUAUGUUUAAAGCUUUGUGGUUUAUGGUUUUUCCAAUCGUUAUCUUUUUACAUGGUCCUGUAGCAGAUGAUUCCAAAUUUUGUCAAAUAAGUGGAUUUUUCUUAGCUUUAGGAAUUGAAGCGUCAGGUUUGAGAUACUAUUCCAUACGUGUAUCAACAUUUAUUGAUUCGAGUAUAGAUAUUUCGGUUCUGAUGGUUGCUGUACAUACUGCGUUGUAUAUUUUCAGACCUAGAUCCUCGUCUGGUGAAGGGGGUCUCUAUCCAUAUCGUAGGAUAGCUUACACCAUUUGGAUAGUCUUUCCACUGUUAACAGCGUCUCUGGCUUUUGUCAAUGAUCAUGAAGCUUAUGUUGGUCAAGGAACGUAUUGUUAUCUACCAGUACGACCGUUUUGGUAUCGGUUGGCUUUAAGUUGGAUCCCUCGAUACAUUAUUUUCAUCACCAUUGUCACUGUUUAUGUUUCGAUAUAUUUCUAUGUACGAUUUAGGUUUCGUGGAUUCGAGAACAGUCAUUCUCAAGAUAGUUGUGAUUCGACCAGACGCAAUCAAGUACGAAGGAGUCUGCCUCCUCCAGCUCUAAUUCUUAAUGGACCCGUGACUGAAAUAAGGCGUCCUUCCGCUGCUUACGUUACCGAGAGAAGGAAACAAUCCUCGUCAACUUUGGAAUCCCUCGCCAAUAUGAGGAACAAUGCUCAUCAAUUUAUGUGGACUUCAGUAUUCCACUCUCGCAAUCGAACUCACUCCGUAUCUCCUCCAUCAGAGAUUUCUGCACCGGAUACUGACUCAUACGCUGGAGCAUCAACACCACAAAUCGUAUCCGAGAUAACCAGUCCAGCUCUCUUAAUGCCACAACAAAUACUCAAUCCACUUCCUCACGCUCAAUUGCGAAGUACAUCAUGGAGAGAAAGUAUUGCCAGGCGACUGUCUCUCGACUCGAAUGGUUCCGUUUACAUACAUCCCGCUGCCCUUCAACAACAAAAUGGAUCAGCCGAACAAGGAAAUCCUUACGAUAUGCAUCUUGUUAAUUCUCGCGGUCAAGAUUUAACGGUGUCGGAAAUGAUACGCACACGAGAGAAAAUCCGCCGUCAACUUAGAUUUCUAUUUAUUUACCCUUUGGUUUACUUGGGAAUGUGGACUAUCCCAUUUGUAUCCCACAUUCUACAAUUCAAUGAUAAUUUGGCGGUCAAUCCGCCGUUUGCGAUUAAUUUAUUAACUACAGUUUUUAUUUGUGCACAGGGUGCUGUGGAUUGUUGGUUAUUUUCCACCCGUGAGAAGCCGUGGAAACAUAUUCCCGGAACGGAACGAACAUUUUUCGGGAGUCUAAAAUUCUGGGUUAUCUUUUUUGGGGAGAGGAAGGAGAGACAAAGACAUGGGCCGGGAAAAACGAGGAAUGAAAUGGCUAGGGAAGCGCGACAAGCGUAUAAGAGAAGAGAUCAGGAGCUGGCGCAGAGGAGAUUCGAGGCGCAGGCGGGUAAUGGUGUAGUAAUGGAAAGAGGAAGAGGCGAUAGAAGUUGGUGGGAUGUUGAAGGGGCCGAUGGAUUGGGAACGGUUGGUGUUGGGGCCGGAGUGGCGGCCAUGACGCCUGUUCAGGAGGAAUUUUCGAUUUCGACGGAUGGGGAAUCUGAGGAAGUGAGUGGGCCUUCGGACCCGGUCCGAGAGCAUGAUCCCGUUAAUACGAGUGCCAACGACUCUGCAGUUAAUGGGAAAGAAAGAAACGGUGAUGUUUAA
Messenger RNA from Botrytis fragariae, 1959 nucleotides. Its product is annotated as putative g protein-coupled receptor protein. The record is from RefSeq and is a predicted model, not a curated record. The transcript has 2 exons. Gene Ontology annotation, biological process: adenylate cyclase-activating G protein-coupled receptor signaling pathway. The coding region runs from base 1 to 1959 and encodes 652 amino acids. Gene Ontology annotation, molecular function: G protein-coupled receptor activity. Gene Ontology annotation, cellular component: plasma membrane. NCBI's taxonomy places the organism in Eukaryota, Fungi, Ascomycota, Leotiomycetes, Helotiales, Sclerotiniaceae.